Molecule: messenger RNA, 4263 nt
Organism: Corapipo altera (White-ruffed manakin)
Lineage: Eukaryota; Metazoa; Chordata; Aves; Passeriformes; Pipridae
Gene: ECT2
Product: epithelial cell transforming 2
Exons: 24
Coding region: 156-2807 (883 amino acids)
Biological process (GO): intracellular signal transduction; regulation of cytokinesis, actomyosin contractile ring assembly; mitotic cytokinesis
Cellular component (GO): nucleus; cell cortex
Molecular function (GO): guanyl-nucleotide exchange factor activity; GTPase activator activity
Source: RefSeq, a predicted model, not a curated record
GAAUGAGAUGGCGCCUUACAGAGGGGCGGGGGGACCGGCAGCCAAUGGGUGGCACCGUGAGUGCGGCGGCUCGCUUUUUGAAUUGGCGGCGGCCGCUCAUGGCGGACUGCAGCGGGCGGCGCCGGCGGUGUUGAAGAGAGAAGCAAGGCAUAAUCAUGGCUGACAACAGCACGCUGGUGUCUGAGACCGGGAGGAGCCUCUUGGCUGAUUCUUCUGUUCUUGAUUCAAAAAUUAUAGAAACCUCCAAAGACAAUGUGUUUACUGGGUCUGUUUUGGAUGUUGAAGAAGAAAUGCCUCAAAUAGAAACAAGAGUGGUUUUGGUUCAGGAAGCAGGGAAGUGUGAGGAGCUUCUGAAAGCCUUGGAGGAAAUUAAAGUGCCUUAUAUAAAGACAGACACAAUAGAAGAGCUUGGAGAUUCUGAUUCCCCAGAGUUUGAGACUGUCUUCGUUGUAUCAGACUUCCAAGAUUCCAUCUUUCCCAACCUUUGCAAAGCCGACUGCCGUGUCAUUGGACCGCCGGUCGUACUGCACUGUGCACAGAAGGGAGAGCCUUUACCUUUCUCCUGUCGUCCACUGUACUGUGCGAGUAUGUUGAACUUGGUACUGUGCUUUACAGGAUUCAGAAAGAAAGAAGAAUUAGUUAAGCUGGUGACCUUGGUUCAUCAUAUGGGUGGAAUUAUUCGAAGGGACUUCAGCUCAAAAGUUACACACCUGGUGGCGAACUCAACACAUGGAGACAAAUUCAGAAUUGCUGUAAGCCUUGGUGUUCCUAUCAUGAAAACUGAGUGGAUUUAUAAAGCCUGGGAGAAAAGAAAUGAAAUUGAUUUCUGUGCAGCUGAUGAUGACUUUAGAAGUCAGUUCAAGGUUCCUCCCUUCCAGGAUUGCAUGUUAAGUUUCCUGGGAUUCUCUGAUGAUGAGAAAGCCAACAUGGAAGAAAUGACAGAAAUGCAAGGAGGACAUUAUUUACCUGUUGGUGAUGAAAGAUGUACGCACCUAGUGGUUGAAGAAAGUACAGUAAAAGAUCUUCCAUUUGAACCUUUAGGAAAACUUUAUGUUGUAAAGCAAGAGUGGUUUUGGGGAAGCAUUCAAAUGGAUGCCAGAGCUGGAGAGUCCAUGUAUUUAUUUGAGAAGUCAGAGAGUCCUGACUUCAAGAAGUCUGUGUCUCUGCUUUCCCUGAACACUCCAAACAGCAACCGCAAAAGGCGCCGUUUGAAGGAGACUCUUGCACAACUGACCAGGGAAACAGACGUGUCCCCGUUCCCUCCCCGGAAACGCCCCUCAGCUGAACACUCACUCUCCAUUGGGUCCUUGCUGGAUAUUUCCAACACUCCAGAGUCAGGCACCACCGAUGGAGAAACACCAAAAUCCUGUGCAAGGCCUUCCAAAAACUCAACUCCUCUUCCACUAAAGCAGUCUGCAAGAUGGCAGGUUGCAAAGGAAUUGUAUCAGACAGAAAGUAACUAUGUUGAUAUUCUAACAACAAUCAUUCAGUUAUUUCAAGUUCCACUGGAGAAGGAAGGACAACUUGGGGGACCAAUCCUUGCACAGGAAGAGAUUAAGACCAUAUUCGGCAGCAUUCCAGAUAUUCUUGAUGUGCACACUAAAAUCAAGGAAGACCUGGAAGAUCUUAUGAUAAAUUGGACUGAAAGCAAAAGUAUUGGUGAUAUCAUUCUUAAAUAUUCAAAAGACUUGUUGAAAACAUACCCUCCAUUUGUGAAUUUCUUUGAAAUGAGCAAAGAGACUAUUACAAGAUGUGAAAAGCAGAAGCCAAGGUUUCAUGCCUUUCUAAAGAUAAAUCAAGCUAAACCUGAGUGUGGCCGCCAAAGUCUGGCUGAACUCCUUAUCCGUCCUGUUCAAAGGCUGCCCAGUGUUGCUCUACUACUAAAUGAUAUUAAGAAACACACAGCAGAAGAGAACCCAGAUAAAAUAACUCUAGAGAGAGCUAUUGAAUCAUUAAAGGAAGUGAUGACGCAUAUUAAUGAAGACAAAAGAAAAACAGAGGCACAAAGACAGUUCUUUGAUGUUGUUUAUGAAGUUGAUGGAUGUCCGGCCAAUCUCUUGUCCUCUCACCGAAGCUUAGUUCAGCGUUUGGAAACCGUAGCACUUGGUGAUGACCUCUGUGACAGGGGAGAACAGGUCACACUCUUUCUGUUCAACGACUGCCUAGAGAUCGCGAGGAAACGGCAUAAAGUCAUUGGAGCUUUCAAGAGUCCACAUGGCCACACGAGGCCUCCUGCAUCUCUCAAGCAUGUUGUUCUCAUGCCCCUCUCCCAGAUCAAGAAAGUCCUGGACAUCAGAGAGACAGAAGACUGCCAGAAAGCUUUUGCCUUGGUUGUGCGGCCACCUACGGAACUCAACAACAAGCUGCUCAGUUUCCAGAUGACAACUGAAGAGCCUCGCAAGGAGGACUGGCUGAAGACGUUGUGUCGGCACGUGGCCAACACUAUUUGCAAAGCAGAUGCAGAAAAUCUCAUUUACACUGCUGACCCUGACUCAGUUGAAGUAAAUACUAAAGAUAUGGACAGUACUUUGAGCAGAGCAUCCAGGGCGAUAAAGAAAACAUCCAAAAAGGUUACAAGAGCGUUCUCCUUCUCAAAAACACCGAAGCGAGCUCUCCGAAGGGCUUUGAUGUCCCACAGCGCCACAGAGGGAAGGAGCCCCAGCUCAGCAAACGAGGGUUACAUCGGCAGCCGCCUGACGAGCACGGCGUCGUUAGCGGGUAUUCCUUCUCCUUCCUUGGUCAGCCUUCCCUCAAUUUUUGAAAGGAGGAGUCGCACAUUAAGCCGAUCAACAACCCACUUGAUAUGAAGCAGGUUGAAAAGACACUGCUGUGUGGAAGUGACUGACAAGCAGCUGGCUGGUCACUGACCUGUUACUGACAUUAAUGGUACCUUAGUCAUUAGCACUUAGCCAUGAUUAGCAAAAUGUUAGAUAACACUAAGUUAAUCACAAGGGGUUUUUAGUUGUACUGAAGCAGAUCAGCUGAUCAGUGGAAUAAGUGACUUGGCCUUCAUUUAAACUCAGUGUUCCCUUGCACAAAUUUAUUUUCUCACCAACAUAACUGAAACACUUUCAUCAGUGGAAAUUGUCCCCUCUAGGCAAUAAACUGGUUUGUCAGAUCUUGAAAUGAAGAUGAUGAUCACAUAAUUUACUGCUAGUUUGGAUGACUCUUAAUGCUUGCCUAACUUCAUCAAUUGGCAGAGCACUCUAAUAUUUGAAUUGUGGAUUUCUUAAAUGGAGAUGCAUUAUGAAGUACCUGACCUUUCAAGUAUGACAGUUAACCUGUUGUACAGCUGCUUAUUCCAGAUAUUUUAUAAAUGUAGUUGUUUAUAAUUAAAUAGAAUUGAGUUCUGUGAUUAUGGUCUCCUGCAGCCUCACUGUACCACAGUGAUAUGAACAGGAGGUUUAAAGGCAAUGAGGAGCUUUGACCGCCAAAAAUGAUUAACUGAAUUCUUUUUAAUUGCUUUGAAGUAGAAAUCUGAGGAAAAGAAUUACACUCCCUUAUACUAGGGCUGUUAAAAAACCAAACCCCCAAGCUCCACACCUUCCCCAUAGUUGGUUGAUGAAUCAUAAUUUAAUGCAUGGGAUUAUUGGUGUGACAUUGUAACUUGAGGGUCCAAUUCUGGUGUGUCAGAUUUCAGGUGUAAUACUCCUAAGGCUUUUACCUGGCUUUCUCCUGUAUUUAUGUCUUCCUUCAAAAGUGUAUGUUCACCUUUUUCAUCUCUGAACAGUUUGUACAAUGCAAUGCUAUCCCAAGAACUAUCUAAAUAUGUAUAUUUCUGCAUUUCAUUAACAGUUCAACUGUCGGUAUUAGCAGGAGUUCACAGCUUCUGGUUGCUUUUUAACCACCUGUGUUUUGUCUUGUAUCUAUAUGUAACUAGUGAUGCUUCUGAAUGUGUCAGACUGCACUGUUUUUUAUAUCUUUGCCAGUCUAAGCAAUGUAAAUAAAACUGUUUAAAAUAACACUGCUUCUGGCUUUGCUAAACAGGCUUUUCUCAAAGUUUACUUUUUUUACAUGGAAAAAAAAAGCAAAGCAUCUGAUUAUCUAUAUAGCUAUUCCUAAUAAAGUAUACCACUUGGUAGGCCUGAGUCUUUUUUAUUUUGUUUUUCUUAAUAUAUUCACAUUUCUCCCCUGGAUAUGUGUAUCCAUGGGGGUUUUUUUGUCCUUAUUCACUCAAAAUAAGCACCUGAGCUAAAUAUGCACUGACACAUGAUAAAGUGUCUAGAAAAUAAGCUAUUCAAUAAAUACUAUGCUAAAAAUCAA